Messenger RNA from Drosophila elegans, 13291 nucleotides. It is a transcript of the gene Ten-m, whose product is annotated as teneurin-m. Gene Ontology annotation, biological process: motor neuron axon guidance. The transcript is spliced from 12 exons. The record is from RefSeq and is a predicted model, not a curated record. Lineage: Eukaryota; Metazoa; Arthropoda; Insecta; Diptera; Drosophilidae. The coding region runs from base 810 to 10742 and encodes 3310 amino acids.
UUGCGCUCAUUCGUGUUUUGAAACUCGCCUCGCACGGCUGUAACGGUUCUCGGUUCAAACUCGACGUCGCCGCUCGAGCGUUCGCCUCCACAAUCGGAAAAUGUGGAUAUACGAAAAGUAGCGAGGAAAGCGCGCUGCUGCCAGUUGAAAAUAUUGAAAGUAUUGCAAAUAUUGCAAAUUGGGAAACCGUGAAAAACCUCAAGAGAUGAUGCUUCGAUCUGUCGAAUUCUAACUAAAUUCCAAACGAUCGCCUCGCCGCGCAACCAAAACAAACAAAAAUCCCCCCGUGAAACUCGUCGCGUCUCUGUACUCCAUCGUGUGUGUCCCCCGUGUUUUUGAGUGUACGAUUGCCUGAAGGAAAGGAAAGGCCCCAAGAAAUAUUAUUUCGGCCUCGGCCGACUGUGAAUUGAGUCGAAGUUGUGAUUUUGUUGGAACAGCUUUAUAUGUAUUAACCAAACCGCCUGGCAAUGGAAAUCGAAAUGGAAAUGGCCCAGUAAAAAAUGUUUUCGAGUGCAGUGCGCCAGUGUUGUCGAGUGCAUGAAUAAUCGGGAGUGACCGCAAAAGUCAACGCUUCUCUUCUCUGCUUUGCUUUGCUCUGCUCUGCUCUGCUCUUCCCACUCCCACCGCGGAGUCCUCCUCUCCUCCUCUUCUUCUGUCCGGCUGUCCGGCUGUCUGGCCAAAAGCCCCAAAAAACCGCCAAGAUUAAGUUCUCAAAGCAGCACGCCCACCACGCGUACCGCCACACGGACAACAUCUACGACGGCGGCACGGACACGGACGACGACGAAUGUCCGCUGGAGGCGACCGCCAUGAAUCCCUACGAGUAUGAGUCCACGCUCGACUGCCGCGACUCGGGCGGCGGUCCUGCCCCGCCCCAUGCCCAUGCCCUCGCCGUCGCCCAUCCGCACGCCCAGGGACGCACACUGCCCAUGAGCGGUCACGGGCGGCCGGUGGCGGACCUCAACGCGUCCGCCGCCCACGGCAGCCAGACGCUGCAGCACCAGAACCAACAGAACCAGCAGGCCGCCCAGCAGUCGCACUACGACUACGAAUACCAGCACCUGGCCCACCGUCCGCCGGACACGGCCAACAACACGGCGCAGAGGACGCACGGCAGACAAGGCUUCCUCCUGGAAGGAGUCACGCCAACGGCCCCCCCGGAUGUACCGCCGCGUAAUCCGACAAUGAGUCGCAUGCAAAAUGGUCGUUUAACCGUUAACAAUCCCAAUGACGUUGACUUUGAGCCAUCUUGUUUGGUGCGAACGCCAUCGGGCAACGUUUACAUUCCUAGUGGAAAUCUAAACAUCAACAAGGGCUCACCCAUCGACUUCAAGAGCGGCUCGGCCUGCUCCACCCCCACGAAGGACACGCUGAAGGGCUACGAGCGGAGCACACAGGGCUGCAUGGGUCCUGUGCUGCCGCCGCGCAGCGUCAUGAACGGACUGCCCGCCCACCACUACUCGGCGCCGAUGAACUUCCGCAAGGACCUGGCCGCCCGCUGCUCCUCGCCCUGGGUGAGCGUCGUCGCCAUCUCGGCGCUGCUCGUCGGCGUGCUCAUGCUGAUCCUGCUGACCACCUUCGGCGGCCUGCACUGGACCCAGUCGGCGCCCUGCACCGUUCUAGUCGGCAACGAGGCCUCCGAGGUCACGGCUGCCAAGAGCACGAACACGGACCUCUCCAAGCUCCACAACUCCUCGGUGCGCGCGAAGAACGGACAAGGCAUUGGCAUCGGCACCGGCACCGGCCUCGGAGGACUGGCCCAGGGACAAUCGGGACUGGGAGUGGCAGGUGGAGGCGGCGGCGGUGGCGCAGGAUCCGUGUCAGGCGGAUCGUCGGCGGCCACCGUGACGACGGCCACCUCGAACAGCGGCACCGCCCAGGGCCUACAGUCGACGUCCGCCUCCGCGGAGGCCACGUCCUCGGCGGCCACGUCUUCCUCACAAUCCUCGCUGUCGCCGUCGCUGUCCUCGUCUCUGGCGAAUGCCAAUAAUGGAGGAAGAGCAAUGUCAACGCAGCUGUCAGUCAGUGGGGCAGGAGGUAAGGAACGACGCCGUCGACGACGAAGCUUAAUCGAGGGACAGGACGAAGAUGAUGUGGCUACAGACGAAACUUUCAGCGACUUAAUUACAAUCGAAAGCCUCCACCAGCAGACGACUGAAAAGUAUUCCACCCCGGACAAAAACCCGCCAGACGUCGAGCAAACUUCGCCCCGAAUCGAUGGUGUAUUGGGUCCCCAAAGGAGCGAUUCAGACCCCAGCGACUAUGUCUAUGAAGACGAAGUUGAGCCGGAGAGCCCCCAUCCGCUCGGCCGAAGAGCCAAGAGGGGGCAACAAUUUGGCAAAUCAUUAAACAGCAAUUUACGCAGCGCUGCCAAAACACUGGUCAACAAGAGUAGGAAAUAUGACCACGGGGCGGAGGCGGAGGCGGAGUCGGAUGCGCACAUUAACCAGCAGAAGCAGGAGCAGGAGCUCCUCAAAGCGAUUGGGAUGGCAACGGAGACCAGCACAUUGCUCGCCGUUAUUGAUGACGAUAAUCAAAGUGACAAGAGCAGCUCAGGCCCCACGCCGGAGACGACUGCGAGGAGUGACACCGAUGACAUUGUUGAAAUCAACACCAUCACCCAGUCAGCUCCGAGCUCUUUCGCCGAUGUCUCGAGCCAGCCUGGCGUUGAAAAUGAUUUUCAAAUCAAAGGCACGGAGGCUGGGGGGCCGCAGACAGGGAAACCUGCCACUGAUGAUAUCAAUAAUGAGUGUGAUUUAGCUGACAACUAUGAGGUAGACACCGAGGAGCCGGCAUCACCAGCAUCACCAGCCACACCCCCACAAGGUAAGGAAAGUCAGCAGCCCAGCAAGGAGUCACCACAAACCAAUCAUACGGAAUCGGAUUUGAUGAUGAGCGAUGCCUCGCAAGUUGAGGAUAUCGACAUAGUCAAACUAGAUGGGGUGCCCAGUUCCCACGAAGAGGAGGUUUACAAGACGGCAGAGGAGGAGAAGUUGGCAGGCAAGGGUCAAGAGUCACCUCAGCCAUUAGUGGGGAGCGAAAACGAAGUGCUCAAAGAGCAGCAGAAGGACGCCGAGGAAGUGACCCCGCCCCCUCACCUAAAGCCCCUUAAGCCAUACGUGAGUGAACGCGUUGAUCUGCCGGGCAAACGCAUAUUCCUCAACCUGACAAUCGCCACCGACGAGGGCAGCGACUCGGUCUACACUCUUCACGUGGAGGUGCCCACGGGAGGAGGUCCGCACACCAUCAAGGAGGUGCUGACCCACGAGCGAGCGGGAGGCCAGACAGGCCACACGGACAGUUGUGCCCCGGAGCCACCACCCCGCAUGCCCGACUGUCCCUGCAGUUGUCUCCCGCCUCCGGCGCCCAUCUACUUGGAUGACAGCGUUGACAUUGACUCUCUCCAAUCGACCACGACAUCGACAACAGCUCCCCUGGAAAGGGCGACCAUUUUGAGCCAUGUUCGCAGCGUGGAGGAGGAGAAGGAGGAUGGGGAUACCGCUGCCUCAAGCACCGCUACUAACACAUCUAGCACUGAGAUCGAUAACCACAUUGUCGCCUCCUAUACUGAACCCACUGUUGGUGGUGGUGGUGGUGAACCGUUUGCAUGUCCUGAUGUGAUGCCAGUUCUGAUACUGGAAGGAGCUCGAACAUUCCCGGCACGCAGUUUUCCACCGGACGGCACCACCUUUGGCCAGAUCACGCUCGGCCAGAAACUGACCAAGGAGAUCCAACCGUACAGCUACUGGAACAUGCAGUUCUACCAGUCGGAGCCGGCCUACGUCAAGUUUGACUACACGAUUCCGCGUGGCGCCUCCAUCGGAGUCUAUGGCCGGCGCAACGCCCUGCCCACUCACACCCAGUACCACUUCAAGGAGGUGCUCAGCGGAUUCAGUGCCAGCACGCGAACGUCCCGGGCCGCCCACCUGUCGAUCACGCGGGAGGUGACGCGCUACAUGGAGCCGGGCCACUGGUUCGUCUCGCUCUACAACGACGACGGCGAUGUGCAGGAGCUGACCUUUUUCGCGGCCGUGGCCGAGGACAUGACCCAGAACUGCCCGAACGGCUGCUCGGGCAACGGGCAGUGUCUGCUCGGCCAUUGCCAGUGCAACCCUGGCUUCGGGGGCGACGACUGCAGCGAGAGCGUGUGCCCCGUGCUCUGCUCGCAGCACGGCGAGUACACCAACGGCGAGUGCAUCUGCAACCCGGGCUGGAAGGGCAAGGAGUGCUCGCUGCGGCACGACGAGUGCGAGGUGGCCGACUGCAAUGGCCAUGGCCACUGCGUCAGUGGCAAGUGCCAGUGUAUGCGCGGCUACAAGGGCAAAUUCUGUGAAGAAGUGGACUGUCCGCAUCCGAACUGCUCGGGCCAUGGGUUCUGCGCCGACGGCACCUGCAUCUGCAAGAAGGGCUGGAAGGGUCCGGACUGCGCCACCAUGGACCAGGAUGCGCUGCAGUGCCUGCCCGACUGCUCGGGCCACGGCACCUUCGACCUGGACACGCAGACGUGCACGUGCGAGGCCAAGUGGAGCGGCGACGACUGCUCCAAGGAGCUGUGCGACCUGGACUGCGGCCAGCACGGCCGCUGCGAGGGCGACGCCUGUGCCUGCGACGCGGAGUGGGGCGGCGAGUACUGCAACACCCGGCUGUGCGACGCGCGCUGCAAUGAGCACGGCCAGUGCAAGAACGGCACUUGUCUGUGCGUCACCGGCUGGAACGGCAAGCACUGCACCAUCGAGGGCUGUCCCAACAGCUGCGCCGGACACGGUCAGUGCCGCGUGAGCGGCGAGGGACAGUGGGAGUGCCGCUGCUACGAGGGCUGGGACGGACCGGAUUGCGGCAUCGCUUUGGAGCUGAACUGUGGCGACAGCAAGGACAACGACAAGGAUGGCCUGGUUGACUGCGAGGAUCCCGAGUGCUGUGCCAGUCAUGUGUGCAAGACCUCGCAGCUCUGCGUUUCGGCUCCGAAGCCCAUCGACGUGCUGCUCCGCAAGCAGCCGCCGGCCAUCACGGCCUCCUUCUUCGAGAGGAUGAAGUUCCUCAUCGACGAGAGCAGCCUGCAGAACUACGCCAAGCUGGAGACAUUUAACGAGAGCAUUUUUUGGAAUUAUUUCAAUGCAAGUCGAUCGGCGGUCAUCAGAGGGCGCGUGGUCACCUCGCUGGGCAUGGGCCUGGUGGGUGUGCGAGUGUCCACCACCACGCUCCUCGAAGGCUUCACCCUGACCCGCGACGACGGCUGGUUCGACCUGAUGGUCAACGGCGGCGGUGCUGUGACCCUCCAGUUCGGACGCGCCCCCUUCCGGCCGCAGUCGCGCAUCGUGCAGGUGCCGUGGAACGAGGUGGUCAUCAUCGACGUGGUCGUGAUGAGCAUGUCCGAGGAGAAGGGCCUGGCCAGCACGACGACGCACACGUGCUUCGCCCACGACUACGACCUAAUGAAGCCGGUGGUGUUGGCCUCGUGGAAGCACGGUUUCCAGGGCGCCUGUCCCGACCGCAGCGCCAUCCUGGCCGAAUCGCAGGUGAUCCAAGAGUCGCUCCAGAUCCCGGGCACGGGCCUCAACCUUGUCUACCACUCGUCGCGUGCCGCCGGCUACCUGUCCACCAUUAAGCUGCAGCUGACCCCAGACGCCAUACCGGCCUCGCUGCACCUCAUCCACCUGCGCAUCACGAUCGAGGGCAUCCUGUUCGAGCGUGUCUUCGAGGCGGAUCCGGGCAUUAAGUUCACGUACGCAUGGAACCGACUCAACAUCUACCGGCAGCGCGUGUACGGCGUCACCACGGCCACGGUGAAGGUGGGCUACCAGUACACCGACUGUACGGACGUCGUGUGGGACAUUCAGACCACCAAGCUGAGCGGCCACGACAUGUCCAUCUCGGAGGUGGGCGGCUGGAACCUGGACAUCCACCACCGCUACAACUUCCACGAGGGUAUCCUGCAGAAGGGUGACGGCUCGAACAUCUAUCUGCGCAACAAGCCACGCAUCAUCUUGACCACCAUGGGCGAUGGUCACCAGCGACCGCUGGAGUGUCCCGACUGCGACGGCCUGGCCACCAAGCAGCGCCUGCUGGCACCCGUGGCCCUGGCCGCCGCUCCAGACGGCAGCCUCUUCGUCGGCGACUUCAACUAUAUCCGGCGCGUGAUGACCGACGGCAGCAUACGCACCGUGGUCAAACUGAAUGCCACGCGUGUCUCGUACCGCUACCACAUGGCGCUCAGUCCGCUCGACGGCACGCUGUACGUCUCCGACCCGGAGUCGCAUCAGAUCAUCCGGGUGCGCGACACGGCCGACUACUCGCAACCGGACCUCAACUGGGAGGCGGUCGUGGGCUCCGGCGAGCGGUGCCUGCCCGGCGACGAGGCCCACUGCGGCGACGGGGCGCUGGCCAAGGACGCCAAGCUGGCCUAUCCCAAGGGCAUAGCCAUCUCGAGCGAUAAUGUGCUAUACUUCGCCGACGGCACCAACAUCCGCAUGGUCGACCGCGACGGCAUCGUGAGCACCCUGAUCGGCAACCACAUGCACAAGUCCCACUGGAAGCCCAUUCCGUGCGAGGGCACACUCAAGCUGGAGGAGAUGCACCUGCGCUGGCCCACCGAGCUGUCGGUAUCGCCGCUGGACAACACCCUACACAUCAUCGACGACCACAUGAUCCUGCGCAUGACACCCGACGGUCGCGUCCGCGUCAUCUCCGGCCGCCCACUGCACUGUGCUACCGCCUCCACGGCCUACGACACCGACCUGGCCACCCACGCCACCCUGGUGAUGCCCCAGUCCAUUGCCUUCGGGCCGCUGGGCGAGCUGUAUGUGGCCGAGAGCGACUCGCAGCGCAUCAACAGGGUGCGUGUGAUCGGCACGGACGGACGCAUCGCUCCGUUCGCCGGCGCCGAAUCGAAGUGCAAUUGUUUGGAGCGCGGCUGCGACUGCUUCGAGGCGGAGCACUAUCUGGCCACCAGUGCCAAGUUCAACACGAUCGCCGCGCUGGCCGUCACGCCCGACGGUCAUGUGCACAUCGCCGAUCAGGCCAACUACCGCAUCCGGUCCGUGAUGAGCAGCAUACCGGAGGCGAGUAACUCGCGCGAGUACGAGAUCUAUGCGCCGGACAUGCAGGAGAUCUACAUCUUUAAUCGCUUUGGCCAGCACGUGUCCACGCGCAACAUCCUGACCGGCGAGACGACGUACGUGUUCACCUACAACGUGAACACCUCCAACGGCAAGCUGAGCACCGUGACCGAUGCGGCCGGCAACAAGGUGUUCCUGCUGCGCGACUACACCUCGCAGGUGAACUCCAUCGAGAACACCAAGGGACAGAAGUGCCGCCUGCGCAUGACGCGCAUGAAGAUGCUGCACGAGCUGAGCACGCCGGACAACUACAAUGUGACGUACGAGUACCACGGCCCCACCGGCCUGCUGCGCACCAAACUGGACUCCACCGGCCGCUCCUACGUCUACAACUACGAUGAGUUUGGCCGCCUCACCUCCGCCGUCACGCCCACCGGUCGCGUCAUCGAGCUGAGCUUCGACCUCAGCGUCAAGGGUGCCCAGGUGAAGGUGUCGGAGAACGCGCAGAAGGAGAUGUCGCUGUUAAUUCAGGGUGCCACCGUGACCGUGCGCAACGGUGCCGCCGAAUCGCGCACCACCGUCGACAUGGACGGCUCCACCACGAGCAUCACGCCGUGGGGCCAUAACCUCCAGAUGGAGGUGGCCCCCUAUGCCAUCCUGGGCGAGCAGAGCCCGCUGCUGGGCGAGAGUUACCCGGUGCCGGCCAAGCAGCGCACCGAAAUCGCCGGCGAUCUGGCCAACCGGUUCGAGUGGCGCUACUUUGUGCGCCGCCAGCAGCCGCUGCAGGCGGGCAAGCCGAACAAGGCGGGACCGCCCCGUCCCGUCACCGAGGUGGGCCGCAAGUUGCGCGUGAAUGGGGACAAUGUGCUGACUUUGGAGUACGACCGCGAGACCCAGUCGGUGGUGGUGAUGGUGGACGACAAGCAGGAGCUGCUCAACGUGACCUACGACCGCACCUCGCGUCCCAUCAGCUUCCGUCCGCAGUCGGGCGACUAUGCGGACGUGGAUCUGGAGUAUGACCGCUUCGGCAGGCUGGUCAGUUGGAAGUGGGGCGUGUUGCAGGAGGCCUACUCGUUCGAUCGCAACGGACGACUCAACGAGAUCAAGUACGGCGACGGAUCGACCAUGGUGUACGCCUUCAAGGACAUGUUCGGCUCGCUGCCGUUGAAGGUGACCACGCCCAGGCGGUCGGACUACCUGCUGCAGUACGACGACGCGGGUGCCCUCCAGAGCCUCACCACUCCGCGCGGUCACAUCCACGCCUUCUCGCUGCAGACGUCGCUCGGUUUCUUCAAGUACCAGUACUACUCGCCCAUCAACCGACAUCCCUUCGAGAUUCUCUACAACGACGAGGGCCAGAUCCUGGCCAAGAUCCAUCCGCACCAGUCGGGCAAGGUGGCCUUUGUGCACGAUACCGCCGGACGACUGGAGACCAUCCUGGCCGGGCUGUCGAGCACCCACUACACGUACCAGGACACGACCAGUCUGGUGAAGUCGGUGGAGGUGCAGGAGCCGGGCUUCGAGCUGCGGCGCGAGUUCAAGUACCACGCGGGCAUCCUGAAGGACGAGAAGCUGCGCUUCGGAUCGAAGAACUCGCUGGCCUCGGCGCACUACAAGUACGCGUACGACGGCAAUGCGCGGCUCAGCGGCAUCGAGAUGGCCAUCGACGACAAGGAGCUGCCGACGACGCGGUACAAGUAUGGCCAGAAUCUCGGCCAGCUGGAGGUGGUGCAGGACCUGAAGAUUACACGCAACGCUUUCAAUCGCACGGUGAUCCAGGACUCGGCCAAGCAGUUCUUUACCAUCGUGGACUACGACCAACAUGGACGCGUCAAGAGCGUCCUGAUGAACGUCAAGAACGUUGAUGUGUUCCGGCUGGAACUGGACUACGAUCUGCGCAACCGGAUCAAGUCGCAGAAGACGACCUUCGGCCGGUCGACGGCCUUCGACAAGGUCAACUACAAUGCCGAUGGCCAUGUGGUCGAGGUGCUGGGCACCAGCAACUGGAAGUACCUCUUCGACGAGAACGGCAACACGGUGGGCGUGGUCGAUCAGGGUGAGAAGUUCAAUCUCGGUUACGACAUCGGCGACCGGGUGAUCAAGGUGGGCGACGUCGAGUUCAAUAACUACGAUGCCCGCGGCUUUGUGGUGCGGCGUGGUGAGCAAAAGUACCGCUACAACAAUCGCGGCCAACUGAUCCACGCCUUCGAGCGGGAACGCUUCCAGAGCUGGUACUACUACGAUGAUCGGAGUCGUCUGGUGGCCUGGCACGACAACAAGGGCAACACCACGCAGUACUACUAUGCCAAUCCGCGCACCCCGCUGCUCGUCACGCACGUCCACUUCCCUAAGCUGGGCCGCACCACCAAGCUCUUCUACGACGACCGCGACAUGCUGAUCGCACUGGAGCAUGAGGAGCAGCGCUACUAUGUGGCCACCGACCAGAACGGUUCGCCGCUGGCCUUCUUCGAUCUGAACGGUGCUCUGGUGAAGGAGAUCAAGCGAACUCCCUUUGGUCGUGUCAUCAAGGACACCAAGCCGGAGUUCUUUGUGCCCGUGGACUUCCAUGGCGGUCUGAUCGAUCCGCACACCAAGCUGAUCUACACGGAGCGGCGACAGUACGAUCCGCACGUGGGCCAAUGGAUGACACCGCUGUGGGAGACGCUGGCCACCGAGAUGUCGCAUCCGACGGACGUGUUCAUCUAUCGGUAUCACAACAACGACCCCGUCAACCCAAGUCGGCCGCAGAACUACAUGAUCGACCUGGACGCCUGGCUGCAGCUCUUCGGCUACGACCUGGACAACAUGCAGAGCAGUCGGUACACGCGACUGGCCCAGUACACGCCGCAGGCCUCCAUCAAGGCGCACUCGCUGGCUCCGGACUUCGGGGUCAUCUCCGGCCUGGAGUGCAUCGUGGAGAAGACGAGCGAGAAGUUCAGUGACUUUGACUUUGUGCCCAAGCCGCUGCUCAAGAUGGAGCCCAAGAUGCGCAACCUGCUGCCGCGCGUCAGCUACCGCCGCGGUGUGUUCGGCGAGGGUGUUCUGCUCUCGCGGAUCGGCGGCCGGGCGCUGGUGAGCGUGGUGGAUGGAUCGAAUAGCGUGGUGCAGGAUGUGGUGAGCAGCGUGUUCAACAACUCGUACUUCCUGGAUCUGCACUUUAGCAUCCACGACCAGGACGUCUUCUACUUCGUCAAGGACAACGUGCUGAAGCUGCGCGACGACAACGAGGAGCUGCGUCGCCUGGGCGGCAUGUUCAACAUAUCAACGCACGAGAUUAGCGAUCACGGCGGCAGCGCCGCCAAGGAGCUGCGUCUGCACGGACCCGACGCCGUUGUCAUCAUCAAGUACGGCGUGGAUCCCGAGCAGGAGCGUCACCGCAUCCUGAAGCAUGCCCACAAGCGAGCCGUGGAGCGGGCCUGGGAGCUGGAGAAGCAACUGGUGGCCGCCGGCUUCCAGGGACGCGGCGACUGGACCGAGGAGGAGAAGGAGGAGCUCGUCCAGCACGGCGACGUCGACGGCUGGAACGGCAUCGACAUCCACAGCAUCCACAAGUACCCGCAGCUGGCCGACGAUCCCGGCAACGUGGCCUUCCAGCGGGAUGCCAAGCGGAAGCGCCGCAAGACGGGCACCAGCCAUCGCAGUGCCUCCAGUCGGCGACAGCUCAAGUUUGGCGAUCUGAGUGCGUGAGUGGAGGCAGAGAUGGAGAUGGAGCGGGAGAUGGAGAUGGGGACAGAUAGUGACAUGGCCGUCGAUGAGGAGGACGGCGAGCAGGAGGACUAUCUAAUUGCCGUGGGCAGGAAGGAGCCAAGGGACAGCAGCGAGGCACUGGAUGAGCAGAUUUUGUAAUUAGGUGAAAGGCGCAUUAGCGACCACGACAGCACAACCAACCAACCAAUAACACUCGACGAAACACUCGACACACGAAUAGAAAAAGCAAAAGCGAAAAAGCGAAAAAGCAAAAAGCAAAAAGCGAGCAUUCAACACACACUAAUUAAUAUAAACUUUAAUCAUGCUUAAAGUUUAGUAUUAGCCACAACGCAGCCCUCGAAUAACCGAAGAAACUUCUUAUAUGUACACAGGAACAGUAAUAUGUAUGUUGAUGUUGAGUUUAGGCUAACAAUAGGCGUAUGUUUAGUCCAUGUGUGUGUAAUGUUUACAAGUAAUGUAAUUUUUUAAAUCCGAAUCAGUGGCAUACGCUAGGUAUGAAGAUUGGUAAAACAAACAAACCGAGCAAAUUGGACUCGUAUGAGUAUUACACAGCAGAAUAUGCGUACGAUAAGUUACAUACAGAUGUUAAACCACAAAGCGAAUAAAUGUAAAAAGAUUAAAGUUCUCUGUAGUAGCCCCCUAGUCCUUGGCCCCCAGUUUGGCCCACACUCGAAAGGCAAUGAAAUGUUGAUCGCUGCUUCUCACCUGCUCACUGGCUUUGUGUACAUAAGACCGAAUACUUUUCUAUCCCAACUAAUAUCCCCUAAUAUCCCUUUGCUGCCGAACAGCGCGCAUUUAUCCUUUAGUCUAACGAUCUUUUUAGCAGAAUAGGUGUCUGUACCGAAUGCUCGAAUUUAAAUUUAUCAGACGCGUCUACCUUAUUUGGAUAGCCAAGAAUCAAAAGGAGUUUUUACCAAUCACCAUCCCUACCCCUUCAAUGCACAAUACAAUACUCUACCGACUCUCUUUCACUCAUUUUACAAUGUUAACUGUUGAAUUUAUUCAAAGGAAGAAUGCAUUAAAAACUUUUUACAAAUUGUGAUAUAUAUUUCUAAACAUUUCAUUUGACAACUUGAAGUGUAACGAACGAAAAUCGAAUUAACUCAAAUUGAACCGAAAAUGAAAAUGAAAAUGAAAAGCAACCACAUGUACUUUACUCAUUUUUUUUUAAACAUAGUCUUUUACGAUUAGUUUUUAUGCUGCAAUAUUUAGUUCUUACCAUUUGCCAUGUUAAUUUGUAAAAGCAAUACUGUUUUUAGUAAUGAACCACCCUUGUGGGAAUUUCACAUAGAGCUUAGGGUCUUUUAAUUCUGAUUUUAUUUAUGAUAAUUAUUGCAAGAACAAUUGCUGCUUUCAAAAACAAAAUUUUUUCUCCCUUCUGUGUGGCUGACGUUUUGUCGGUAUCUUGUGUUUAUAAUUAUUAUUAAACUAUUUAUAAUUGAAGCUAAACUAUUGACUAUUGAGAUAUUAACUAGCAUAAAACAUAGUGCGCAUAACGUCUUGCGAAGAACUUAAACAUACCCCCUAUAACCAUAAAACACACCUUGUAUUAUAAACACCCACGCAUACAACUAAACAUAGGCUUAAGAACUAGGCUAAGGACAAAGCUCGUAAGGACAGAAAGGAUUAGCACCUAACUACAGUGAAAAUAAGCGAUUGGUUCUGUUGCGAUCGAUCUGAGGCGGAUCGAAAGAGUACAGAAAAUAACUGCGUAGUAAUUAGCUAAAGUGUUAGUAAUUUUAUUAAAUAAAAUUAUAAAUGAAAAAUGGAUAAACACUUAAACCCUACAUUUAGGAAUAUACAUCACAAUCUGAAUUCGUUUACUCGAAUUGUAAGUCUAGUGCUGUGUAAGAAUUGUAAUCCUUACACAGAACAAGGUCUUACAAGCUAACGAAAAUUGUAAAAAUCAGAAGAAACCCGUAUAUGAAUGUGUAUGUAAUAAAAUUAAGCAGCAUUAUAUUAACCAAAAAGCAUAUAACGAAACAAAACGAUUGAAAUCAGCAUAAAAAGCGAAUGCAAAUAAUUGUGACUGAAACAAGGAAAAGGAAAAUUUCUAGAAUACCAACCAAGCAGUUGCAAAUGGUCGUCGUCAAACUCCAAUCUACGUACCCCAAGUCCUUUGUUCUUUAAGUGUACUUUGAACUGUAAAUUUCCAGGCAGGGGAAAAUGCUUACCCCAAUUAAUUAGUUGAGAUCACGAUUAGACUUAUUAACUGAUUGUAAUGAAAAACACGCCACUUUUGAAAGCAGUUUGUCUGCAGUUCGAGCAUGCAUAAAUUGCAACCAAUAAUUGUAUUCAAUGUACGAAAUUGUCUUUAAAGUAUACAGACACCGACAGAAGUGCAGAGGGUGUUGGCUAUAAAUUACAAAUCGAUUGCAGAAAACAAAGGACAAUUGUAUACACAGAAAAUACCUAUAAUUAUGGCAAGCCGAUAUACAUACAUGAUAAUACAUCCAUAUAAAUACAUAUAAUAACUAAUAAUAUUACGAGUAAAAAGCGAUUUCAAUAAAAAUGAAAACAUAAAACAA